AGUUUCUCUCGGUUCACUGUUAUUUUGAGCAGUUGAGAUGGCGGACCGGGGUGUAUAAAGAGGGUAAACUGAGGGGAACAGACCGUGUAUAAGCCAUGAGGCGCCCCGGGGCCGUGCAGCAGAAAAUCCCGUGUGUUUUUCUCACCGAGGUGAAGGAUGAAGCAUCCAGGAAGCGAGACGGUCAGAAUUUUCAGGUGGUUGCCACGGAGACGGUGAACCCUGUGGCGGUGGAGUCGGAUGUUUACAGCGCGAUCGCCACCGAGAAGCUGGACGGCACCUGCUGCUACGUCACUGCGUACAGAGGAGACGCGUAUCUCUGGGCUCGUCUGGACCGGAAACCCACCAAGCAGGCGGACAAGAGGUUCAAGAAACACCAACAUUCCCAAAAGACCUGUAAAGGUUUCACAUGGAACGUGGAGGAAGAUUUCCGACCCGUUCCCGAGUCCUGGAUUCCUGCACGUCGAGUUCAGUACGAGAGUGGCCGCCCGAUCCCCGAUGAACACGGACACAUCCCGGGCUGGGUUCCAGUGGAGGAUUUUAACAAGCAGUACUGCUGGCACGCGUCCGUGGUGGACUAUAGCGCCCGAGCGGCUCUCGUCCUGAGGCCGAAUAGCGAGGACGAAGAUCUGCUGGAAAUCGCAUGCGUUCCUCUGACCGAGCUGAUGGAGCAAACGCUGGAGCUUAUUGGGACCAAUGUGAACGGAAACCCGUACGGUCUGGGCAGUAAGAAGAAUCCGCUUCACCUUCUGGUGCCACAUGGAAUCCUGCGGGUCCGGAACGCUCCUGUUGUGGAGUACAAUCAGCUGCGCUCAUGGUUCCGGGAGAGCGCCGAGGGCCGUGUGGAGGGAAUCGUGUGGCACUGUAACGACGGUGCGCUCGUCAAGGUCCAUCGGCACCAUUUGGGUCUGAAGUGGCCUGACGGUGACACCUUUUUAAAUUCUCUGCCCGUGGAGGUUCAUGUGGACUGGCUCCCGGAUGCUUCACCUGACUCGAGGAGGAACCUGUUCUCUGCUCUUUCAGACCUCUCCAGACGCCGUUUCAGCUCGGUCAGAGACGUCCAGCUCGAAGCCUGAUCAGUUACGCUGCAUUCCUCCGUCUGGACAGAGGAGUUUUACAAAACCUUCUAAAUGCUGAGUACAUGAUGCCGAGCAUGAACCUGGAGUCUCUCUCCAUUUAGAUCAGGGACGAGCAGGACGCUUAAGAAAAUAAAAAAACAACAAAAAAAAAAAGACUGCUUUCAUAUUAUUGUUAAUUCUCCAACCAGGAGAGGGCGCUAGUUUCUGCCGGUCAACAUAUUAAAAUUAAUGAGUAAUUAUGCGCAGUUGAGAACGUUUCACCACAAUGAGUGAAAAGAAAGUAAAAAGUAUAAAUAAAUGUGUGAAAUUUAUUUCACAGAAAUAGAAUUCAGAAAUGUAUGCACUAAAUAGUUCAGUAUUUAAAAUGGAUAAUGAUUAAUUGUACAUUAAUUAAAUUAAUUGAACAUUAAAUUCCUCAUUAAGAGUAAAUUAAGAAAGAAAUGAAAAGAAAAUGAAAUGCUGGUUGAAUUUAUUUGGCUGAAAGAGAAUGAUGGAUCGAGUACAUGACGCACGUCGGUGGUGUUCUAAUAAACACACGUAACACUU
Molecule: messenger RNA, 1622 nt
Organism: Silurus meridionalis
Lineage: Eukaryota; Metazoa; Chordata; Actinopteri; Siluriformes; Siluridae
Gene: rlig1
Product: chromosome 5 C12orf29 homolog
Exons: 7
Coding region: 96-1073 (325 amino acids)
Biological process (GO): response to reactive oxygen species
Molecular function (GO): RNA ligase (ATP) activity
Source: RefSeq, a predicted model, not a curated record